This is a messenger RNA of Dromaius novaehollandiae (emu), 8518 nucleotides long. RefSeq names its product chromodomain helicase DNA binding protein 5 (gene CHD5). The record is from RefSeq and is a predicted model, not a curated record. The coding region runs from base 106 to 5970 and encodes 1954 amino acids. NCBI's taxonomy places the organism in Eukaryota, Metazoa, Chordata, Aves, Casuariiformes, Dromaiidae. Gene Ontology annotation, cellular component: chromatin; nucleus. Gene Ontology annotation, biological process: negative regulation of transcription by RNA polymerase II; chromatin remodeling. The transcript is spliced from 42 exons. Gene Ontology annotation, molecular function: histone binding; chromatin binding; ATP hydrolysis activity.
GGGGGCGCGCGGGGGCGGGGCGCCGCGGCCGCCAUCUUGGUGCCGAGCGGCCGCGCCCGCUGCCGCAGCCCGGCGGGCCCGGGCCGGCGCUCCCCGCCGCCCGGCAUGCGGGGGCCGGCGGCCGGCGACGAGCUCCCGGGAGACCUGGACAACGAGGACGACGUCUCGGAAGAAGAUGACGGGGUCCUGGAAGGACUGGAUGACUUUUACCCAGAAGAACAAGUCGCUGUGCAGAAAAAAAAGAAAUCCAAGAAGCUGAAAGACAGUAAGGCUUCCAAAAUCAAGAGGAGGAAGAAAGAGGGGAGCAAUGACGAAAUAUCAGACAACGAAGAGGAGAUAGAGGAGAAGUCGGAGAGUGAAGGAAGUGACUAUUCCCCCAACAAAAAGAAGAAGAAAAAACUGAAAGAAAAGAAAGAGAAAAAGCCGAAACGGAAGAAGAAGGAUGAAGAGGAGGAUGAUAAUGAGGAUGGAGGUUUAAAGGAGCCCAAGAGCUCGGCCCAGCUGAUGGAAGAAUGGGGCCUGGAUGAUGUGGAUUACAUUUUCUCAGAAGAAGACUAUCAUACUCUGACUAACUACAAGGCUUUCAGCCAGUUUCUCAGGCCUCUAAUAGCCAAGAAGAAUCCCAAGAUCCCGAUGUCCAAGAUGAUGACUGUGCUCGGCGCCAAGUGGCGAGAGUUCAGCGCCAACAACCCGUUCAAGGGCAGCUCGGCGGCGGCGGCAGCGGCGGCGGUUGCUGCAGCCGUGGAGACUGUCACUAUCGCCCCCCCGCUCGCCGCCAGCCCCCCGCAGUCCGCCUUGCCCACCGUCAUCAGGAAGGCUAAGACCAAGGAGGGCAAGGGUCCAGGCGUGCGGAAGAAAAUCAAAGGCUCCAAAGACGGGAAGAAAAAGGGCAAGGGGAAAAAGAUGGCAGGCUUGAAGUUCCGGUUUGGAGGAAUCCCCAACAAAAGGAAAAAGAGCUCUUCCAGCGAAGAGGAAGAACGGGAAGAGUCCGACUUUGACAGCGCCAGCAUCAACAGCUCCUCAGUGCGCUCCGAAUGCUCGGCGGGCCUGGGGAAGAGAGGAAAGAGGAGGAGAAAGAAAAAGAGGAUUGAAGAAGGGGAUGGCUACGAGACGGACCACCAGGACUACUGCGAGGUGUGCCAGCAGGGAGGGGAGAUCAUCCUCUGCGACACGUGUCCUCGCGCGUACCACCUCGUCUGCCUGGACCCCGAGCUGGAGAAGGCCCCCGAGGGCAAGUGGAGCUGCCCACACUGCGAGAAGGAGGGGAUCCAGUGGGAGCCGAAGGAGGAGGAGGAGGAGGAAGAGGAAGGUGCUGAAGAGGAGGAAGAUGACCACAUGGAAUUCUGCCGUGUCUGUAAGGAUGGAGGCGAGCUGCUGUGCUGCGACACGUGCCCGUCCUCCUACCACCUGCACUGCCUGAACCCCCCGCUGCCGGAAAUACCAAACGGUGAAUGGCUCUGCCCGCGCUGUACAUGCCCUCCCCUAAAGGGCAAAGUGCAACGCAUCCUGCACUGGACCUGGAAGGAGCCGCCUGCCCCGCUGCCGUCUGUGCUGCCGCUGCCGGACGCCGAGCUGGCCGUCCCGCCGCCCAAGGCGCUGGAGGGCAUCCCGGAGCGCGAGUUCUUUGUCAAGUGGGCAGGGCUCUCCUACUGGCACUGCUCCUGGGUCAAGGAGCUGCAGCUGGAGCUCUACCACACUGUGAUGUACCGCAACUACCAAAGGAAGAACGACAUGGACGAGCCGCCGGCCUUCGACUAUGGCUCUGGGGACGAGGACAGCCAGAGGGAGAAGCGGAAGAACAAAGAUCCGCAGUAUGCCAAGAUGGAGGAGCGGUUCUACCGCUACGGCAUCAAGCCCGAGUGGAUGAUGAUCCACCGCAUCCUGAACCACAGCUUUGAUAAAAAGGGAGACAUCCAUUACCUGAUCAAGUGGAAAGACCUGCCCUACGACCAGUGCACCUGGGAGAUCGAUGACAUAGACAUCCCCUACUACGAAAACCUCAAACAGCUCUACUGGAAUCACAGGGAGCUGAUGCUGGGGGAAGACACGCGCCCUCCAAAGAAGCUGAACAAGAAAGGAAAAAAGCUGAAAGAGGAGAAGCUAGAGAAGCCCCCAGAAACUCCUAUUGUUGAUCCUACGGUUAAGUUUGACAAACAGCCGUGGUACAUCGAUGCCACCGGAGGCACGCUCCAUCCUUACCAGCUGGAAGGGCUAAACUGGCUGAGAUUUUCCUGGGCCCAAGGGACUGAUACAAUCCUGGCUGAUGAGAUGGGGCUGGGGAAGACCGUGCAGACUAUCGUGUUCUUGUAUUCCCUGUACAAGGAGGGCCACUCGAAAGGGCCGUAUCUGGUCAGUGCCCCUCUCUCCACCAUCAUCAACUGGGAGCGCGAGUUUGAGAUGUGGGCGCCCGACUUCUACGUCGUCACCUACACGGGGGACAAAGAAAGUCGGUCAGUCAUCAGGGAAAACGAGUUCUCUUUUGAAGACAAUGCCAUCCGGAGCGGAAAGAAGGUCUUCCGGAUGAAGAAGGAAGCCCAGAUCAAGUUCCAUGUGCUGCUCACGUCCUAUGAGCUGAUCACUAUUGAUCAGGCAGUGCUGGGCUCGAUAGAGUGGGCCUGUCUGGUGGUGGAUGAAGCGCACAGGCUGAAGAACAACCAGUCCAAAUUCUUUAGAGUACUAAAUAGCUACAAAAUCGAUUACAAGCUGCUGCUCACGGGGACUCCACUCCAGAACAACUUGGAAGAGCUCUUCCACCUGCUCAAUUUCCUGACUCCAGAGAGGUUUAAUAACCUGGAGGGAUUCCUGGAGGAGUUUGCAGACAUCUCCAAGGAGGACCAGAUCAAAAAGCUCCAUGAUCUGCUGGGUCCCCACAUGCUGCGGCGGCUCAAGGCAGAUGUGUUCAAGAACAUGCCAGCCAAGACUGAGCUGAUCGUGAGAGUGGAGCUUAGCCAGAUGCAGAAGAAGUACUACAAAUUUAUACUGACAAGAAAUUUUGAAGCCUUGAAUUCAAAAGGUGGUGGGAACCAGGUCUCAUUGCUCAACAUCAUGAUGGAUCUGAAGAAAUGUUGUAAUCAUCCGUACCUCUUUCCUGUGGCGGCUGUGGAGGCACCGGUUCUGCCCAAUGGAUCCUAUGAUGGGAAUUCUUUAGUUAAAUCUUCUGGAAAGUUGAUGCUUCUCCAAAAGAUGCUGAAGAAGUUACGGGACGGGGGCCACAGGGUGCUGAUCUUCUCCCAGAUGACGAAGAUGUUGGACUUGUUGGAGGAUUUCCUGGAGUACGAAGGCUACAAGUAUGAGCGGAUAGACGGGGGCAUCACUGGAGGCCUGCGCCAGGAAGCCAUAGACAGGUUUAAUGCUCCUGGCGCUCAGCAGUUCUGCUUUCUCCUCUCUACCCGCGCUGGUGGUCUGGGCAUAAACCUUGCUACGGCCGACACAGUCAUUAUUUAUGAUUCUGACUGGAAUCCCCACAAUGACAUCCAGGCCUUCAGCAGAGCUCACCGCAUUGGGCAGAACAAGAAGGUGAUGAUUUACCGCUUCGUGACGCGAGCCUCUGUUGAAGAGCGCAUCACUCAGGUGGCCAAAAGGAAGAUGAUGCUCACCCAUUUGGUGGUCCGUCCAGGGCUUGGCUCCAAGUCCGGCUCCAUGACCAAGCAGGAGCUGGAUGACAUCCUCAAAUUUGGGACUGAAGAGCUCUUUAAGGAUGAUGUGGAAGGCAUGGUGUCUCAGGGCCAGCGGAUCGGCAUGCCGGAUGCGGUCACCCCUUUCUCUGACACCCUGUCAACCAAAGGCGGUGCAGUGACGCCUGGCAUGAAAAAAAAGCACGGGGGCACCCCACCAGGGGACAAUAAGGAUGUGGAUGACAGCAGCGUGAUUCACUAUGAUGAUGCUGCCAUCUCUAAGCUUCUGGACCGGAACCAGGAUGCGACUGAUGACACAGAGCUGCAGAACAUGAACGAGUAUCUGAGCUCCUUUAAAGUGGCCCAGUAUGUUGUGAGAGAAGAGGAUGGUGUGGAGGAGGUAGAACGCGAGAUCAUCAAGCAGGAGGAGAACGUAGACCCUGACUACUGGGAGAAGCUGCUGCGGCACCACUAUGAGCAGCAGCAGGAGGAUCUGGCCAGGAACUUAGGGAAAGGGAAGAGAAUUCGCAAGCAGGUCAACUACAACGAUGCCUCGCAAGAGGACCAAGAGUGGCAGGAUGAGCUCUCUGACAACCAGUCCGAGUACUCCAUUGGCUCCGAGGACGAGGAUGAAGACUUUGAAGAAAGACCAGAAGGUCAGAGUGGCAGAAGACAAUCACGGAGACAGCUGAAGAGUGACCGAGACAAGCCUCUCCCCCCUUUGCUGGCAAGAGUCGGGGGCAAUAUCGAGGUUCUUGGGUUCAACGCCCGCCAGCGCAAGGCUUUCCUGAACGCGAUCAUGCGCUGGGGCAUGCCCCCCCAGGACGCCUUCAAUUCUCACUGGCUGGUCCGGGAUCUGCGAGGGAAGAGUGAGAAGGAGUUCAGGGCUUACGUGUCUCUGUUCAUGAGACACUUGUGUGAACCUGGAGCAGAUGGCGCUGAAACCUUCGCAGAUGGCGUUCCCCGGGAAGGGCUGUCACGCCAGCACGUGCUGACCAGGAUAGGAGUUAUGUCACUAGUAAGGAAGAAGGUCCAGGAGUUUGAGCAUGUCAACGGGAAGUACAGCACCCCAGAUCUGAUUCUUGAAGGCUCAGAGAGCAAGAAGUCCAGUGAGAUCGUUUCUUCAGAUCCCAACACCCCUGUCGCAGCCAGUCCAGCGCAUAUGCACACGGGACCCCUUGCCCUCGCAGAUAAAAUAGAAACACAACUGGGCUUCCAGGAGGAAAAGGACCAAGUGGAGCAGAAGUCCAGGAAGGUGCCUGACAGCCAGGUGCCUGCAAGUGCUGAGAAGCUGGAAAGAGAAGAACAUCAAGAAGGCUCUGAAAACAAAGAGAAAGUGGCAGAAGAGAAACAAGAAGAGAGUGGACAGGCUGCGCCUUCUCCGGAGCCUCUGGUGAAAGAUGAGGCAAUUCAAGAAAAAGAGAAGCCUUUGGAAAAGUCGGAGUUGAACAGCAGCCCAGGUAAAGGGGAGGACAAAGAGGUCAAAGCAGCAGAGGAUGCCAAGGUGGAAGAGAAGGAGCAAAAUGAGACUCAACAAAAUGGUGAAAAAGAGGAAGAGGAGGAAGGAAAGAAGGAUGAGAGAAAUGCAAACUUCAGAUUCAUGUUCAACAUUGCUGAUGGCGGCUUUACAGAGUUGCACACGCUGUGGCAGAACGAGGAAAGAGCUGCCAUCUCCUCUGGCAAGAUCUAUGAUAUCUGGCACCGGAGACACGACUACUGGCUGCUGGCAGGAAUCGUCACUCACGGCUACGCCCGCUGGCAGGACAUCCAGAACGACCCACGCUACGUCAUCCUCAAUGAACCGUUCAAGUCGGAGAUACACAAGGGGAACUACCUCGAGAUGAAGAACAAGUUCCUUGCCCGGCGCUUCAAGUUGCUGGAGCAAGCCCUGGUGAUAGAGGAGCAGCUGCGAAGGGCUGCGUACCUCAACAUGACCCAAGACCCCAAUCACCCGGCCAUGGCACUGAACGCCCGUCUGGCUGAAGUGGAGUGCCUUGCCGAGAGCCACCAGCACCUCUCCAAAGAGUCCCUUGCCGGGAACAAGCCUGCGAAUGCCGUCCUGCACAAAGUGCUGAACCAGCUCGAGGAGCUGCUGAGCGACAUGAAGGCGGACGUGACGCGCCUGCCCUCCAUGCUGUCCAGGAUCCCGCCCGUGGCCGCCCGGCUGCAGAUGUCCGAGCGCAGCAUCCUCAGCCGCCUCACCACCCGCGGGGGUGACCCCGCCGGGCAGCAGGGCUCCUUUGGUUCCUCCCAGAUCUACAACAACAACUUUGGGCCAAAUUUCCGAGGUCCUGGACCAGGUGGGAUUGUCAACUACAGCCAGAUGCCUCUGGGACCGUAUGUGACCGAUAUUUAGCCGUUUCCAAGAUUUUCUUCUGCAGUUCUCAUUUCCACCUGAGCAGCCUCCAGCGGGCCCCUCUCCAGCCACCCGGGUCCCAAAGCAGCGGAGUCGCUGAAAGAUGCCGCCGCGGAGCGGAAGGGGAAGGGGAAGCACGGCGACGUUAUCUGCAUCGAAGACUAGCUGCCGCCGCCGCCGUGCCGGCGCUCCCGGCCCGUCCUGCUCGUGUUUAAAGUGUGCUUCAAACGAAACGACCCCUCACCACUGCGAGAACUUCUUUGAAGGGGAUUUCAUUUCCUUGUACAUUUUUUGCACUUUCUUAUUGAAGACUUGAAGAGUUUGUCUGGAAAAUGUGGGAUGAAUUAAGAAGGGUUAUAGAGUAUCAGUAUUUAUGUCUUGUUUUUAUUGACGUGUCAGGUUUAAAGGGAGACCUGUUGGAAGCUCUGUUUCUAGUCCAGUUACUCGCAGGUGGCCGUUAGGAGCCAAGCUUAAUUCUGUUCUGUGUAAGUUCUCUUUUCACGUCCGUUUUGUGUUUGAGCGAAUGCAUGCACGCUGCCAGCCCGCCGGCAGCGCAGGGCUGCCCGUGUCCCCGGCCAGCCCAGGGGUGCUGCCGGCCCUCCCUGUGCGGCGCGAGGAGCGCGGCUGCCCCCCCGGGACUGAGCAGCUCCCGAGGAGCCGGUGGGCGGGCGAGGGACGGAUCCACGCCGCGUUUUCCCUGCAUGUGCUGCCCUUGGCUCGGCUUUGGCUUGCUGUGAGGCGGAGGACACGCGCGGUACCUGCCCCUGGCAGAGCGAGGGCGGUAGCUCUUCUGACCUGCUUCUUGUCGAGUGCGGGAAGCCGUGGGCGUUCGCAGCGAUGCCUGCUGCAGCGCGCUCUCCUCUGCCGCUCCGCGCUCUGGCUCAGUGCCCGCCGGGAGCUGCUAAGCCCCAGCUUUGCCCUGGAUUUCCCUGCUGCUUCCAGCCUGCCCGCGGCGUGCCGCAGUGCCGGGAGCCUGCGUGGGCAGCGCCUGCGCGAUGCCGCCGCACCGCAUGGGCACGGCGGGGCGAGAGCUCCCGCGCCCUGGCUGGGGCUCAGCAGUCGGGUAGGGGCUCCCGGGACACGUUUCAGUGCCAGCGCGAGGCUGAGACACGGGAGGAGAGGUGAAAGCUGGAGCUCGGAGGGGGAUAACGGAGAAGCCUCUGCCGAGGGCCGUGCCGGCUGGGGCAGCGUGCCAGGCGCUGCAGCGCUUCCCGUCCGCGUUCUGCCUUGCGCCGCUGGCUCGGGGCGCCGGUGCGGGGACACGUCCGGGCUGCCCAGCCCGUGCGGUGACCGGGGCUGGCGUUGCCCGAGGUGCCGCGGCUCCCGUUUCCCUGCCUCCCCGUGGGGAGGAGGGGGCGAACGUCGGGGUGGCGCAGGAAAUCGGUGCGGUUUGAUUCGGGUGGUGGCACUUCCCCGUCCUGGGAAAGAGGAGCAGUUUCUCUGCUGCGUGGGGAGCUGACCGCUCCUCCAAAAGCCCGAGUCCUGGCAACGGUUGUGCCCUUGUUUGUCCCUGUGGUGCUGGGGGAAGAGCUGGUGUGCAGCGAGGUGCGCUGGAGCAGCAGGGUCACAGCUGGAGCAUCGUCGCUUCUUCACCCAGAUGUGGGCACAGUCCCAGCCCCGUAAGGGCCAGUUAGCGUGUGCUGAAGCCGGGCGGAGAGGCCCGCGACCUCCUGGGACUGUCCCUUCGGUGCCAGGGGCCACCGGUGAACGGCUCCAGGCCAGCACGUGCACCCCUUUCCGCUAGCUAAAUGCCUCGUCGCUGCCGCACCCUUCUGCAGCUGGCUUUCUAAAUUGUUUUUGUCUUAUAUCCUGAUCCGAGCUGCAUAACGGGGCCAGAGCCCCCCCGGUCCCUCGCGGUAAGGCGGAGCGGCUCCGAUGCGAGGGGCCUGCGGGGUCUUUCCGCGGGCCGCAGGCGUUUGGCAUCGGCCGAGCGUGCCGGCCGCCUCCGGCCCGGGAAGGCCGGGACCCCCAAGGGUUUGCGGGGCUGGAGCUGGCGCUCCCCGGCGUUAGGAGAGCACCAGGGGCUCGCCGUCCGCGGCCCCCACCCCGCUCCCUCCCGAGCAGCGGGCUUUCCUGCAGCAGGCUGCUCCGGUUCUGGUGAGACGACGGUGGGUUGUCUGAUGCCUCUCGCCCCUCUGCCCUCGAGCGCCCACCUUUCCCCUCAGCCCUUCUCCUGCGUCAUCGGAAAUGCAUGAAAGGAAGAGCCUGCCCGGAGGCUGCCGCCGCCGCGGUCCGGCCCCUCGCCGCGCCGGGCUCCGGUUAGGCGGGAGGCACCGGGGUGCUGCUCCGGCCCCUCCGCGGCCAGCCGGGCUUUCCGCGCGGGAGCAGGCGUUCAAGCUCGGGCGGGAGGCGGCCGAGGGCAGGAGACGCGCCGGGGGGACGGAAGCGACUUUGCCGUCGUGCCGCCGUGGUUUUUUUGUGAUGCUGCACCGCGAUGACCUUUUGUAGGAAGGUUUAUGGCACCUGUAACCGACACAAUCACAUUUACUUUGUACUCUGUGUGUUUUGGUUUAUGUUUUCUGUGUUUUAAUAAAUCCUUUAAAAAGGA